GUAAAAUUAUAACACAAGAGACACACAGAAUGCAAAUAUUGUUCAAUUUUGGAAAGAAGGGGAAGUACUAUAUGAAUGCGUAUCACCAAGAGAGGGAGUUGAAUUUGUGUUGUGAGUUUGUGUGAAAGGGUAUUGAUAGCUGAGACAUGUGGUUAGUUGUGGGUCUUUUCAUCGUGAUCCUUGGAUUACUGGUUUUUCUGGACACGAAGAAGCCCAAGAACUACCCACCAGGUCCCAAAUGGUUACCGCUCUUAGGAAGUGCCCUUGAAGUGAUCAAAGAGAGGAAAAGAACUGGAUAUCUUUAUGUUGCAACAGCUGAAAUGUCCAAAACAUAUGGACCUGUUGUAGGCCUGAAGGUUGGAAAAGAUUUACUAGUGAUUGUAUAUGGAGGUACGGCUCUGAAGGAGUUCCUGACUUCGGAAGAUCUGGCAGGAAGACCAACAGGAAUAUUUUUUGAGAAGAGGACUUGGGGUAAAAGAUUAGGUAUAAUGUUGACUGACUCCGACUUCUGGCAAGAGCAGAGACGUUUCGUCCUCCGUCAAUUGAGAGAAUUCGGAUUUGGACGCAAAAAUAUGUCACUCAUGAUAGAGGAAGAAUCUGACUACAUGGUGCACGACAUCAAAGAUCUGAUGAACAACAGUGGUCAUCUUAUUGCAGACAUGGAAUCAAUCUUCAACAUACACGUUUUGAACACUCUAUGGACCAUGCUAGCUGGGGUGAGGUACAGUUCACAAGACAAAGGUUUGAAGGAGCUUCAAGGAAUCCUUGGAGAGCUAUUCGCUCACAUCGACAUGGUGGGAGCUCCCUUCAGUCAGUUCCCAGUCUUGAGAUUCAUAGCUCCAGAGUUGUCAGGGUACAAGAGAUACGUGAAGACUCAUAUUCAUGUUUGGGAUUUUAUCAACAGAGAACUAAAGAGACACAAAGAAUCUCACAAUUCUGCCGAACCUCGUGACUUUAUGGAUGUAUACAUCAACAUUCUGAAUUCGCCGGAUAGGAAGUCUAGUUUUACCGAAGAUCAGUUAUUGGCUAUCUGCAUGGAUAUGUUUAUGGCUGGUUCUGAAACCACAAGCAAAACUUUGGGCUUCAUGUUCCUCUAUUUGAUUCUGAACACUGAUGUGCAGAAGAAAGCUCAAGAAGAAAUCGACAGGGUGGUUGGAAGGAAUAGAUUUCCAUCUUUGGAAGAUAGACCCAAUAUGCCUUAUAUGGAAUCCUGCGUAUUGGAGGCUUUGAGGAUGUUUGCAGGUAGAGCAUUUUCUGUUCCUCAUCGUGCUAUGAGAGAUACCCAUCUACAAGGAUAUUUCAUUCCGAAGGAUUCUAUCGUGAUAGCUAAUCUGCAUGGGAUUCACAUGGGAGAUGAAUGCGGAUUCGAUGACCCUGAAGAAUUCAAACCUGAAAGAUUUUUGAAAGAAGGAAAAAUCCAUCUUCCAGAUAAUUUCAUUCCCUUUGGUUUCGGAAAACACAGAUGCAUGGGUGAAACACUAGCAAGAGCAAAUGUGUUUUUGUUUACAGCAUCCAUGCUGCAGCAUUACAACUUUAACAUACCUCCAGGUUGUCCACCUUCUAUGGAAUGCAUAGAUGGCGUGACGCCUGGUCCCAAACACUUCAAAGCUCUUAUCACACCUAGGAGUUGAUGAAGAUAGAGUUGAUAAAUUUCAGUCUGAUUUUAUAUGAUUUCUCAAGCUAUCUUUAGGCAAAACUAUGUGAUUGAAGCUAGAUUAGAUUGUUUUUAUUUUUGUAAAUAUUGUCGUUGAAAUUUGUAUUAGUUCGUCUUGUUGAAAUAAUAAUAAAAUAUAAAAUUA
Molecule: messenger RNA, 1799 nt
Organism: Harmonia axyridis
Lineage: Eukaryota; Metazoa; Arthropoda; Insecta; Coleoptera; Coccinellidae
Gene: Cyp303a1
Product: probable cytochrome P450 303a1
Exons: 5
Coding region: 147-1631 (494 amino acids)
Biological process (GO): xenobiotic metabolic process
Cellular component (GO): cytoplasm; intracellular membrane-bounded organelle
Molecular function (GO): heme binding; iron ion binding; oxidoreductase activity, acting on paired donors, with incorporation or reduction of molecular oxygen, reduced flavin or flavoprotein as one donor, and incorporation of one atom of oxygen
Source: RefSeq, a predicted model, not a curated record